This is a messenger RNA of Melanaphis sacchari, 650 nucleotides long. Its product is annotated as trimethylguanosine synthase-like. The transcript has 6 exons. NCBI's taxonomy places the organism in Eukaryota, Metazoa, Arthropoda, Insecta, Hemiptera, Aphididae. The record is from RefSeq and is a predicted model, not a curated record. Bases 1 to 633 code for a protein of 210 amino acids. Gene Ontology annotation, cellular component: nucleus. Gene Ontology annotation, biological process: 7-methylguanosine cap hypermethylation; 7-methylguanosine RNA capping. Gene Ontology annotation, molecular function: RNA cap trimethylguanosine synthase activity.
AUGUCAUCCUGUACAACUGAAAAGCCGUUGUUACCAUCAGUGUCGAAGGAGGAUGACGUUCUUACGAGGUCUUCCUCUGUAGACGAGAUCAUCACCAUGGGGAAAGAUGUUGCAAUACCGAACAAUAACGAAGUCGUAAAACCGAAUAAAACAGCAAACUCCACCAAAUCAUUCUCGUCAAACACAGUUGAUACACUCUCAACGCUUGAUGACACGUACAAGUCGAGGAUGAAUCAAUUUGAUAGGUUUAAUGACGGAAACGUUUUGGACGAGGAAAGUUUUAACUCGGUGUUUCCAGAAAUUAUUAGUCAACAUAUUGCAAAGCAAUGUAUGGGAAUGAAAGUGAUCAUAGAUCCAUUUUGUGGAGCAGGUAGAAAUGUUAUUCAACUUGCCAGAGUUUGCGAUUCGGAUUGCAUUGUAACAUCACCGCCUUGGGGUGGUCCUAUCUAUAAACAACAACAAUUACUUAGUCCUAAAAAUAUUUUGGUCGACAAAAUUUUGGAGUUAGGGAUAAAGUUGGCACCAAAGAUCUUAUUACACAUGCCGAAAAAUCUAAACACAACCGAAUGCAUUUGGAUUGGAAAAAAUUACAAAAUAAGGACUUACAAGGAAGAGACAAUAAAAAUUAACUAGUAUCGUAAUUGCAAAUU